Molecule: messenger RNA, 1911 nt
Organism: Macadamia integrifolia
Lineage: Eukaryota; Viridiplantae; Streptophyta; Magnoliopsida; Proteales; Proteaceae
Product: ras-associated and pleckstrin homology domains-containing protein 1-like
Exons: 1
Coding region: 1-1911 (636 amino acids)
Source: RefSeq, a predicted model, not a curated record
AUGGAAGAAAAUGGAGACCCAUCGACACCCUUUUGGCUUCAGACCAGUAACAAUCUAUAUCGUCAUCGCCAUCGUCGUUCAUCGUCUCUGCUUCUCAAUCCUACUCUUUUAAUAGUCUUGAUUCCCACUGUGGCUCUCUUACUUUUGUUUCUUGUUGUACCUUCGUUUCUUUCGUUUGCUUCUCAGACUUUUAGACCAAAUUCUGUGAAGAGAAAUUGGGAUUCUGUUAAUUUUUUGCUUGUUAUCUUCGCUGUUGCUUGUGGGUUUCUGAAUAGAAGAAACGAUGAUAGCUCCAAUGGCGUCGCUGCGAACAUCUCAGAAGGUGUUUCAGAGAACCCACUUCAAUAUUCUUUGGAUCCGAGGAUCUAUGAUUCGGUCGAGACUACUGCUGCUUCUGAUUCUUCGAUUUCGACGAAUGUGGUUCGUUUGAGGAGGAGCUGUAGCUCGUACCCAGAUCUCAGGCAAGAGUUUUCAUGGGUUUCCGGCGAGCGAUUCUUUGACGACAAUGGCUUCGAUUUUAAUACUUAUCGGUCGGCGUCGGAACACGUUUGCCGUCGACGAGGACGCCAGCCUGAGAGUGAGCAUUCGGAGAUCAAGACCAUACCAGUGGAUACUUUUGUGCUUCGUUCUACGGAGACUUCUUCUUCAGAAUCGCUACUACCACCUCCAUCUCCUUCUCCCUCUCCAGCAGAGCCACCAGCGCCGCCACCUUCACCACCACCACCUCCUCCUCCUCCUCCACAGGCGAUCAAGCACAGAACGAGCCGAUCAUUCCACGCAGUAAGACGUAAGGAAAAUGUGGAAAACCCCGAAGAAGUUGUUUCGGAAAUCAACAGAAGCCGACCCUUGAUGCCUUCAUCGCCACCGCCGCCUCCGCCCCCACCACCAAGACCAGAGUCGCAUCAUCAUCAGUCGGAGCAAAAGAGCGGACAUAAGAGGAGAGGGAGUGGAGCAAAGGAUCUAGCCAACACUCUGGCUUCACUGUAUCAACACAGGACGAAGAAGAAGAAGAAACAGAAUUUCAAGGAGAAUCAGGAAAGCCCCGAUCAGUCUCCUCCUUUGCAUUCAGGAGUAGAAGUUCCCCCACCACCGCCGCCACCACCACCUCCUGCUUCCGUAUUUCACAAUCUAUUCUCUUACAAGAAAACUAGCAAGAGCAAGAAAAUCCACUCAAUUUCACUUUCACAGCCGAACUCAUCGCCACCUCCACCACCUCCGCCACCACCAAGACCUGGGUCAUCAUCACGUUCAACCAAACGGAAGUCCCAGAGUGAGGCACCAUCAGCGCCACCACCUCCGCCACCACCAAGACCUGGGUCAUCAUCACUCUCAACCAAACGGAAGUCCCAGAGUGAGACACCAUCAGCACCACCACCACCACCGCCACCGCCACCAGAACCAUCUUUCGACCCACCCCGGAAAAGUCAGACGAUCUCUGCCGGCGGUGGGAGACCUCCAUUACCGGUUAAACCGAGCAAAACAUUAUACGACGAAGACGAGAACUUGAACAGUAGAGAACAGUCGCCAUUGACUCCAACACCUCCGCCGUAUCCGCCAUUCCGAAUGCCGGAACUGAAGUUCUCAGUUCGUGGGGAUUUCGUCAGGAUACAAAGCGACCAAAGUUCACGCAGCAGCUCUCCGGUUGGUUCGCCGACGGUGAAGGAAUCUGAAUAUGAAUAUGAAUCAUUUCUGUCUGUGCCAACUACGUUUACAUCAGCAACAACCACCAUGGCAGUUGCUGCUACGGCGAUGAUGGACGGCGGAGAACCCAGCGGAGCAGUAUUCUGUUCCAGCCCAGAUGUUAACACGAAGGCUGAUAGCUUCAUUGCUAGAUUCCGAGCAGGGCUGAAGCUUGAGAAGAUGAAUUCCAUCAAAGAGAAACAAACAGCCCAGACCCAGAGGCCAAUGUGA